Penicillium digitatum Pd1 is the source of this 402-nucleotide messenger RNA. The record is from RefSeq and is a predicted model, not a curated record. Lineage: Eukaryota; Fungi; Ascomycota; Eurotiomycetes; Eurotiales; Aspergillaceae.
AUGGGCUUCUCGACAACCCUUGCUCGUCCAUUACAGCUGGUUACUCGCACCAUGCAGUGGAGUAGUGCUGUCAUUGUUAUGGGUCUAACCUCGUUCUUCAUCAAUCACGGUCCCCGUGGCCAGCACACCAUCUACCAGGAAGUCAUUGCUGUCCUCUCAGUCGUGUUCUUCCUUCCGGCUUUAAUUUCCCCAUUUUUGCCCUCUUCGUUGGGCAGAUUCGUGCUCGCUAUCGAUGUCGUUUUCUCCUACCUUAUCUUCACCUUCUGCGGCAUGUUCCUGGAAGUCGCUGCCCUCUGGGCUAAUCGUAGGGAAAACACCACCCCUCGCACCGAGGACGAUAAAGUCAACUCUGGAACCCGUCCACCUCUUGAUGCGCCUGCAGCUCCUGCUGGAACUGUCUGA